GUGUGAGAGCGGCGGAGUACGGGUUAUAGGGAUGAUAGUGAGGGCCAUGAAGUGAAUGUUUGACCAGAGACCGGAAACUAUUAAUUUACCAAGAAUGAGUCGUCUUGUGGUUUUGCUCGUGCGCUCGGAGGCAGCGGAAUCAGAUGUCUGAUCUCACUUCUGCUUCUAAUAUGUGACCGAACGUCCCCUCCAUAGUGGAUGAACUGAUCAGAGACGACUAUUAUACAGGUCGCCCAUGUUUCUCGGCAGCAGUCGGACGCCGGCGGAGUAGCCUUGAGGGCGCUUUUCGUGAUGGGGCGCAGGUGACAGCAUCUGAGGAUGCCCUUCACUGAUAAGCUACGUGAGAAGAUAUCACAGGCCUUCUACCGCCAUGGUCUGCUGUGCGCGUCUUACCCGAUCCUGAUCAUCGUCUUUACAGCGUUGUGCAUCGUAGCCUGCUGCUCUCCUCUCCUGAAGCUUCCUCUGCCUGGCACCGGACCCGUGGAGUACAUCACCCCCGUGAAGGAUUACUCUCCACCCCCAUCAGAACGGAGCCCGGACGACCGCAGCGAUCGCCCAGACUGGUAUCUCGGUCGUCCUGUCGCCUACAUCCAGCAGGUUCUGGUUAAGGGGGUCGUGUCUCCGUGGGAUAAGGACUUUCUGGCGGUCGAUGUCUUUCGUUCUCCUCUCUCCCGAGUGUUCGGAUUGGUGGAGGAGAUCCGGAACCAUGUGCUGAGAGAACGGAACAGUGAGGAGAAAAGCCUGGAAGAUGUCUGCCUGCAGGUGACCGACCUUCUGCCGGGACUGAAGAAACUCCGAGACAAACUCCCAGAACAUGGCUGCCUCCUCCUGUCCCCGGGCAACUUCUGGCAGAACAACAGGGAACAAUUCAACAAGGACCCCGACCUGAUCCGGACCAUUCAGCAACAUGAACCCAAGACCCUGCAGACGUCUGCCACCCUCCGAGACCUGCUGUUCGGGGUGCCCGGAAAGCAGAGUGGCGUCAGCCUGUACAAUCGCAAGCGGAUCGUGUCUUACACCAUCACACUGGCGCUGCGCAGAUACGACGCAAAGUUUGUGAGCAGCCUGAGGACCCGUCUGCGCCAGCUCUACCCCAGCACCAACUGCACCACCCGCGGGCACAACAUCGUCCAUGUCCAUUUCAAGGAGGAGAUUGGAAUAGCUGAGCUGAUUCCUCUGGUCACCACCUACUUCAUCCUGUUUGCCUACAUCUACUUCUCCACCAGGAAGAUCGACUUGGUGAAGUCCAAAUGGGGCCUGGCCCUGGCUGCCGUAGUGACGGUCCUGAGCUCCUUGUUGAUGUCCGUGGGAUUGUGCACCCUCUUCGGGCUGACGCCGACCCUCAAUGGCGGGGAGAUCUUUCCUUAUCUGGUUGUGGUCAUUGGAUUAGAAAAUGUUUUGGUGCUGACGAAAUCUGUUGUGUCCACUCCGGUGGACCUGGAGGUCAAGCUCCGCAUAGCACAAGGGUUAAGUAAUGAGAGUUGGUCCAUCAUGAAGAACAUGGCCACCGAGCUGGGAAUUAUUCUGAUUGGAUAUUUCACUCUGGUUCCUGCUAUUCAGGAGUUCUGCCUCUUUGCUGUCGUUGGAUUGGUAUCGGACUUCUUCCUGCAGAUGUUCUUCUUUACCACCGUUUUAUCCAUUGAUAUCCGCAGAAUGGAGCUCGCCGACCUGAACAAGAGGAUGCCAGCCGAGGCCUGCAUGCCCCCAUCCAAACCUUUAUCUCGUCCACCGAAAUACGAGCGUCAGCAAGCCCUGCGCCCCAACACCCCCCACACCAUCACCCUGCAGCCCCUCCGGAACCUGCGCCUGCCCAAAAGACUUCGCCUCAUAUACUUUUUUGCCAGGACACGAUUGGCGCAGCGGAUCAUCAUGGCGGGCACCGUGGUGUGGAUUGGCAUCCUGCUGUAUACAGACCCUGCCGGCCUCCGCACCUUCCUUACCACAGUUCAGGUCACAGAGCAGAGCCCUCUAGGGGGCGCUGUAGUGCCGCCCAUUCCUGUGCCCGUUAUGCCAGCUUCCGACCCCCAGAGCUCCCUCUCUAUCCUCCCCACCGGCUCCUCCCAGCUCCUGGAGAACCAGUCUCAGAGAGAUCACAAGGAGGUGAUGGAGACCCUCAGGGGGGCAUUGGAGGGAAACUCACGGGGCGGCUGGGCAGAGGGGCAGCGCAAGGACCAAAGCAACGUCGUACCAGAGUUCAAAGAGGACCAGACCUAUACAAAGGUCACUUGGGGCCCUGAAGAUGAAGAAACCUGGAGGAAACUCUCGUUCCGGCACUGGCCGACUCUCUUCAGCUACUAUAACGUUACGCUGGCAAAGAGGUACAUAAGUAUCUUACCCAUGAUCCCCAUCACUCUGUACCUGACCCCGGAGGAGGUUUCGGAGGCCCGGCACCCCCAUGAGGUCCAGCACUCUCAGAUAUUUCAACCCCAGCAAGAUGGACGCCCGGAGGAAACCAAAGCUGCUCCUUCUGCCUCCAAAUCCCAGAGCUCCGUGGAUGUCACCUUAUACAAAGUCGGGGCGCUGGGUUUGGCCUCCGGAAUCUUGUUGGUUUUACUUUUCUUCUGUCUCUACCGACUGUUGUGCCCCAAAAACUACGGACAGAACGGUCUGUCUCACAGCCGGCGGAAGAGAGGUGACCUGCCCUGUGACGACUAUGGGUACUCACCCCCCGAAACGGAGAUCGUGCCCCUGGUGCUGAGAGGUCACCUGAUGGACAUUGAGUGUCUCGCCAGUGACGGGAUGUUAUUAGUCAGCUGCUGUCUGGCCGGUCAGAUCCGCGUGUGGGACGCUCAGACUGGAGACUGCCUCAAUGUCAUACCCAAACAGGGGCUCCGCAGGGAGAGCAGCGGGAUCUUCGAGUACCAGGACACCUGGGAUCAGUUCUCUGACUGUAAAUACAACCCGGAGGACUCCCUGGAGAACGGUCACCUGAAGAGACGCAUCCUCCCCUCUCAGCCGCCGCUCUUCUACGACCAGCCCGAUCUGUCCAGUCUGAUUGAUACCAACUUCUGCGAGCAGGAGAAGCCGGAGGAGCCGGAGGGCGGGCGGCAGCCGGAGGUGAAGCAGGAGGUGGAAUGCGGCGGCUAUGACUUCAGCAGUCUGGUGCAGCGCGUCUAUGAGGAGCAGGGACCGUCCUGCAGUUAUUCUCCAGUCUUCUCUCCCGCUCCCUAUGGACACUGCCAGCAGAUUCUGUCCCGGAGCCGCUCACCUGGGAGUCGGUCCGAUGGCGGCGGCGGCUGCGCUUCCUUGAGGAGGAAGAGCUCUGCUGAGGAGCUGGUGUUCUGUAAUGGGACGUCUUCCCCGGUUUCUGGUUGGGCAGAAGAUUUGGACAGCUCGGUGUGGAGUUUAGGACUUCAGGGAAACCUCAUUGUAGCCGGGAGGAGUAACGGGAAACUAGAGGUCUGGGACGCUAUAGAAGGGGUUCUGCGCUGCAGUAACGGUGACGGUCAGAGCGGAAUCACAGCGCUCGUCUUCUUGAAUCACAGGAUUGUAGCCGCUCGGCUCAAUGGCUCCCUGGAUUUAUUCUGUCUGGAUUCCCAGAAAUCCUCCAGUCAGUUACAGUUCAGAGGAACGUCUACCCGCGGCGCCGUGCCCAGCUCUCCGCUCUACUCCAGCGAUGACAUCAUCCGCUGUCAGAUGACGCAAACUGUAGCCUGCGCCCACCAGAAGCCGAUUACAGUGUUAAAGGCAGCGGCCGGGCGCCUGGUCACCGGCAGUCAGGACCACACCCUGAGGGUGUACCGCUUGGAGGACGCUUGCUGCUUGUUCACACUGCAGGGUCACUCAGGAGGGAUCACCGCCAUCUAUAUAGACCAGACCAUGGUCCUGGCCAGUGGGGGGCAGGAUGGAGCCAUCUGUUUAUGGGACGUCCUCACUGGGAGUCGCGUCGGUUACAUGCACGGACAUCGAGGAGACAUCACCUCUCUGUUGUGCACGGCGUCCUACGUCAUCAGCAGCGGCCUGGAUGAUGUCAUCAGUAUAUGGGACCGGAGCUCGGGGAUCAAGCUGUACUCCAUACAGCAGGACUUGGGUUGCGGCUCCAGUUUGGGUCUGAUCUCUGACAACCUCCUGGUGACGGGCGGUCAGGGCUGCGUGUCGUUCUGGGACAUCGGCUACGGCGACCUCCUCCAGACUGUUUACCUGGGCAAGUGCGAGGAGGCUCAGCCGGUGCGCCAGAUCCUGGUCCUGGACAACGCCGCCAUCGUCUGUGACUUUGGAAGCGAGCUCAGUCUGGUCUACGUCCCAUCAGUCCUGGAGAAGCUCGACUGACCCCCCUGGGAACUGUAGGGAUCAGGUGUAACCCCUUCCUAUCCGUGGACCUACACUGAAGGGGUUACUCUGUCCCCAGACGAUGAGCUACACCAAUAUACCCAUACACGAGUUUCUAACUUCUAUACUUCCAAUGGAAUUGUACAAUUUUUACAGCUCCCCCAUUUUCUCGGGUCCAUCCUCCUCGCCUUGUGUGGAGACGUGAUGAUGGUGGCGCCGCCCCCCACCCCAGAAAAUGCAGGACGACCCCGGAAACGAUUCGUAAUGAAUCUGUAGCACUUCACGAUCACGUGACAGGUGUCCUGCAGAGUGACGCUCUCUCUAUACAUUAUCGGUGCGGCGCAUCGUGUGUGGUCCCCCCCCCCCCACCACCACAAGGUGGUCAUAGUGGUGGAAGAAUUGCAGGGGGAGGGGAUUCUAUUAUAACACAUGGGAGACACCUUUGCACGACGCCAUCUUGACAGGCACCUUUGCGCGACGCCAUGUUGAUGGGCACCUUUGCGCGUCGCCAUGUUGAUGGGCACCUAUGCGCGACGCCAUGUUGACGGGCACCUUUGCGCGACGCCAUGUUGACGGGCACCUUUGCGCGACACCAUGUUGACGGGCACCUAUGCGCGACGCCAUGUCGACGGGCACCUGGAGAAGAGCGGUCAGAGUCUCUUUGCUAUGAACAUGCUGCACUAUUAAAUGAUACUGAGUAUCUAGACGCACUUCAUUACCGGAACCGUGUACCUGACUGUAGGCGGCGGCGUCCUUUGGCCAGUAGACUUCUGGGUAGGGGGGUGAGCGGGCGAUGGCGGUGUAAUGUGCACCCCCCUAACCUGCGGGGAACACUGAAGGCUCUUCCCUAUCUUUAUCCUUUUUUAUAUGCAUGAGAAGUAACAGUCUGCAGGAAAAGUAAUAGUCUGCAGCUGUUCUUCUCGCUGCGUUAUACAGCAGGUCCAGGAAUCGUAUUUAUAAGCCCGACCCCACGGACCUGAAUAGUGUUGAGCGGACGGAUCGCCCGUUGAUUGCUUUAGCGUAUGUUAGUUUCUUUUGGGUAUCUGAAAGACACAACUCCCAGCAUGCCCUGAUAGCCGUCUGCAGUCUGAGCAUACUGGGAGUUGUAGUUUCCAUCCAGCUGGAUAGUCACGUGUUGGAAAUCAUUGCCCUAAAGCAGUGUUUUCCCAACUACGGCGCCUCCAGCUGUUGCAAAACUACAACUUCCAGCAUGUCUAUACAGCUGUCUGUAGUCUGAGCAUACUGGGAGUUGUAGUUUCGAUACAGUUGAAGAGCCAUGUGCUGAGAGACCAUUGCCCUAGAGCACUGUUUCCCAAUUAGGGGGCCUCCAGCUGUGCAAAACUACAACUUCCAGCAUGUUUAUACAGCUGUCUGCAGUCUGAGCAUACUGGGAGUUGUAGUUUCGACACAGUUGGAGAGCUACAUGGUGGAAACCAUUGCUCUAGAGCAGUGAUCUUCAACCUGCGGACCUCCAGAUGUUGCAAAACUACAACUCCCAGCAUAAAUUUUUUUUAUAUAUUAUUUUUUUUCUCUUUUUAGAUCAGUGUUUCCCAACCAGGGUGCCUCCAGCUGCUGCAAAACUAGAAUGCUCAGCCAGCCAUCUGUAGUCUGAGCAUACUGGGAGUUGUAGUUUUGGCUCAGCUGGAGAGCCACGUGUUGGAAAAAAAUUGCCCUAGAGCAGUGUUUCCCAACCAGGGUACCUCCAGCUGUUGCAAAACUUCAACUCC
Messenger RNA from Hyla sarda, 5996 nucleotides. It is a transcript of the gene SCAP, whose product is annotated as SREBF chaperone. Gene Ontology annotation, cellular component: endoplasmic reticulum membrane; Golgi membrane. Lineage: Eukaryota; Metazoa; Chordata; Amphibia; Anura; Hylidae. The record is from RefSeq and is a predicted model, not a curated record. Gene Ontology annotation, biological process: SREBP signaling pathway. Gene Ontology annotation, molecular function: sterol binding; protein binding.